Molecule: messenger RNA, 881 nt
Organism: Drosophila virilis
Lineage: Eukaryota; Metazoa; Arthropoda; Insecta; Diptera; Drosophilidae
Source: RefSeq, a predicted model, not a curated record
CUUUCCUGUUCGUAUAUAGCUUUGAAAUUGUGCUCAAAAAUUGUGAAGAAUAUGUAACUCAAAUGUAAAACAAAUCGAAUACAUUUUUUUUGUUAAGCUCCCAAGCAUUGGGAACUUGAAGCGUUUCGAAAAAUCGGCAUCAAGGGAAGUGCGUGCAGAUUGUGAUAUCAUAAGGCACACGUAUAUAUAUAUAAGGAUUUCGGGUCCUUAAUACACUUGUAUAUUUAUAUAUAUUCGGGAGCUGCAAGCAAUAAGAAUUUAGGAAGAAUGCGCAACGAUAGCGAAGGGAUUGAUGUAGGCACAACCACCGAGGUGGACGAACCUUCCGAGGCAGCGGGGGGCGUUGUGUCCGAAGAGGACGAGGCCUGCGUCCUGCCCAGCGGCAGUCGCACUCUGGACAAACGCCUAAACCCAGAGGCGCCCGACUUUGUGCCCGGCGUGACAAAUCGCUUGCUUGCCGCCAAAAUAGUCGAUGAAUUGGUGGGCUAUACACGCUGGAGCAAUGCCGCAGGCGAGGACAUAUCGUACGGGGCGCGUUAUGAUGGAAUCUGGAGCGAGAGCUGCAUUCAGUCCCAGACGGAGGCGCAACUGGAUCUGGCUGCCAGCGCCGGGCAUGAUGUCACAGGCAUGCAACAGCUGCCCAAUAUCAUCGAGACUGUGGGCGACCUGGACCGGCAGCCAUCGAUGAAGAAGAAGCGAUCCAAGAGCCACAAUCAAUACGAAGUCGAGCCAGGUGCCGAAACUACACCGACUGGUCGCUGCUGUGCCUGCGAAAUCAUGUAGUUGUCCUUGUGUUCCUUUUAUCUAUAAUAGUUAUACUUAUUAAAGCAUUGUCUCACUAUAUUUAAGAGAAUAAACGCCUAACUGACACGCCCACCCGA